AUGGGCCGCAACUUCAAGAUUAGUGUUCCAGCGUCGAGUGCGAACAUUGGGCCAGGAUACGAUGUGCUAGGUAUUGGUUUGGCAUUGUUUUUGACUUUGGAAGUGAGCAUUGACCCAAAGAAUGCUUCGCUAACGAAUCAGGACAGAAACAAUUGUAAAUUGUCGUACACUCCAGAGAGUGACGGGUAUGCGACCGUUCCGCUAGCAUCUGACGAGAAUUUGAUUACCAGGACUGCAUUGUACGUGUUGAGGUGUAGCGGGAUCCGCAGUUUCCCAUCUGGAACGCAGAUCUUGGUGCACAAUCCGAUCCCACUAGGCCGUGGGUUGGGUUCUUCUGGUGCUGCAGUUGUUGCUGGUGUGAUGUUGGCGAAUGAGAUCGGCCAGUUGCACUUCUCGAAGCAGCGUAUGUUGGACUACUGUUUGAUGAUUGAGCGCCAUCCAGACAACAUCACCGCAGCUAUGAUGGGUGGGUUUGUCGGGUCGUUUUUGCGUGACUUGACUCCACAAGAGGUGGAAAGAAGAGAAAUCCCAUUGGCAGAAGUGCUACCGGAGCCCAGCGGGGGCGAGGACACUGGAUUGGUGCCUCCUCUUCCACCUACGGACAUCGGUCGCCAUGUGAAGUACAACUGGAACGAUAAGAUCAAGUGCAUUGCCAUUAUUCCUGACUUUGAACUAUCCACUUCGGACUCACGUGGUGUGCUUCCACAGGCAUACACGACCAAGGACUUGGUGUUCAACUUGCAAAGAUUGGCCGUGCUAACCACUGCAUUGACGCUAGAUCCUCCAAACCCGGACUUGAUCUACCCAGCCAUGCAGGACAGAGUGCACCAGCCAUACAGAAAGACUUUGAUUCCUGGGUUGACGGACAUUUUGUCCAGCGUCACCCCACAAACGCACCCGGGACUACUAGGUAUCUGUCUCUCGGGUGCCGGACCAACGAUCUUGGCCCUUGCAACCGAGAAUUUCGAGGACAUUGCCCAGGAAAUCAUCAACAGGUUCGCCAAGAAUAAGGUCACCUGUACCUGGAAGGUUCUUGACUUGGCCUAUGACGGUGCAGAAACGACCUACGAUUGA
This is a messenger RNA of Kluyveromyces marxianus DMKU3-1042, 1074 nucleotides long. RefSeq names its product homoserine kinase (gene THR1). Gene Ontology annotation, molecular function: homoserine kinase activity; ATP binding. The coding region runs from base 1 to 1074 and encodes 357 amino acids. The transcript has a single exon. Lineage: Eukaryota; Fungi; Ascomycota; Saccharomycetes; Saccharomycetales; Saccharomycetaceae. The record is from RefSeq and is a predicted model, not a curated record. Gene Ontology annotation, biological process: L-threonine metabolic process.